ACUCCGAGGAAAGUCUGAAAUCUCUCUUGAAGUCACUGACAAGUUCGCUGAGAGACGGAAGUUCCCUUCAUGCCGACGGUAUGGCCAGAGCCUUCCCUGGUUCCAUUUCCGGCGGUGGCAGUGGGCCGGAUACAGCUGCUCUCGACGAAGCGAUACGCAUAGUCGAGAACAUCCUGGCUAGUGGCGACACCAAUAAAAAUCUCGUAGAAACCCUCGAGAAGUUGAUCAACAUCCGAGACGUCGUGAAGAUAAAACACCAGCGCAACGGAAGUCCGGCGAACCGGAAGGCGGAAGUAAAUCUCGAACGAGUCGGCAUGGAAAAUGAGCGGUCACUAUUACAAGGCAAAGAAUCGGAGGCGGCUCUUGCUGACCGCGACUUCCAUAACAAAAACUGCUUCAAGCUAGGACAGAUCUGCGGCUUCUACCGAGACUCCUGCUGCGCGCGCGAUACGGAGUACGGAUCGAACGCGUCGCUUUGCUGCAUCAGGCUUUCCGGCGGCGAAAAUGUCCUCCUGAGCGACCGUUACGGGUACUGCGUACCAAGCUACGCCUCCUACACGUGCGAUGAGAUGCAGAGGAUGUACAGCCUUUGGCAGCGUUAAGCGGCCGCCGCACCGGAAAUGACACAAUCCGUCUGUGGGAUUGCUUGCCGGCGAGGCUGGUGUUGUUGUUUUUUUUUGCAAACUCGUUUGCCAACACUUUAAACUUUUUCGCGUGCCUGGGCUUGCGGGGAUUCCACGACGAAUAGUGUAUCUGAUGUUAGUACAAUUGCAUUAGCCUUAGUUACUCUCCUUAUGUGCAUUUCAUUAAGGAACGAUCCUUUUUUAAUUGUAUAAAUCUUUUCGUAGCUCUUUUUGGGCUAAUAAGCAUUUUUUCCCAAUGCACGUUUUUACUCUUGAGCAUAAGGCUAGCAGUUAUUUUUUAGUGUUUCAAUUAUUUGUAAAUAAUUC
Molecule: messenger RNA, 950 nt
Organism: Dreissena polymorpha
Lineage: Eukaryota; Metazoa; Mollusca; Bivalvia; Myida; Dreissenidae
Exons: 2
Coding region: 81-602 (173 amino acids)
Source: RefSeq, a predicted model, not a curated record